AUGUCCUCUCAUGCCGAACGGCGGGCCCAGAGGCUCCGGAGUGCGGUCGUGAACGCCGUCUCUGCGAAGGAGUUCGAGAGGCUCCCGGGCCUGCUGAAGCAGAUUGCAGCGCUGACGCCAACAGCCAGUCUGUGGUGCGCCACCGGCAAUGGCCAUCUGGAGGCCGAUCGGCGUCUAUGGGGACUCGCCGGCACUAGGUGCCAGGUCAUGGGUCAGUUGUUGGCUAGCAAGUGGAAGAGCGCAGUCAAAGGCACGCAGAGGAAGAGAACGGCAGAGGACGUCAUGACCAAGCCGCUCGGUGGCCUCAAGGCGCUGCCGUUCCUGGAGGCCGUCCGUUCCAUCGAGUCGGCGCUGCCGGAGUACGUCCCCGGGGGCCUGGGCGAGACCGUCGUUCACCGGUGCGCUGUUGUUCUCGUCCUGCACUGUUUUCGCCAGGUGCUGCACGUGGAGGGCGUGGACAUCAAUGACCUCGACAGCCUGCACAUGGGCCCGGCGGAAAAGUCCAUGGCCAAGCACCUCGCGGAGUCCGUGGAGGCGCAUGCGAAGAGGAGGAGGAGCUUGAGGGCGUCCUCCUCGCUGAUCGGGCCGUCGUCUUCGUCGGCCACCCUGUCAUCGCAGGGCGCCAUUGCCCCUGCAGGCGGCCCGCCUGCUGCGGCCGCGGACGUGGCGGUGGAGCUGUCCAGCUUCAGCAGCGGCCAGUCGCGGGUCCGGCUGGGCGAGCUGUUCGCCGCGUGGGGCGCCGAUGGAGUAGGGGCCACGCUCACCCCGAAGCAGGCCGUGGAGAAGCUAGGUAUUGCGCGUGCGCAGGGUGGGCCGGUGCAGGAGUUGAUGCAGGCCAAGGCUGCUGCUCUGCGCCUCCAGGCUAAUCGUACGUGGCCCAUCUUCCGGAACCCCUACACUGCGGCCAACUACGUCGGCAGCGUCCUGUGGACUUGCGUGCAUUUGGGUUUGUCCACAGAAUGGUACACGGAGGCCGUCAAGCUCACGCUCAAAGGUGCGAAGAUGGUCCACGUUGCGGCCACUGGUGGCACGAAACGCGUAUCGCAAAUCAUGAACGAGACGGUCGUGAGCCAGCUUGUGAAGUUGGCGCAUUUCUCCGGCGAGGCGGAGGUGGGCAUCAUCUGGUUGCUGGCGUGGGAGUUUCUGCUGCGUGUUCAAAGUGAAGCGGUCGGCCUUCAAGCUGGUCAGGCAGCAGAGGCAGACAAGCUUCCAGAUGGCCGGCAUUCAGCCGUGUGGGUAGAGGACGGCCAGUAUUUGGUUCUCCGGCUAAGGAGGCGCAAGAACAGGCCUCAAGGCUCUGUCUUGCGCCGUGCGUGCACGUGCCGCAGCAGCUCGAUUGUCCCGUGCGUGGUCCACGCAGCAUGGCGCAUCCUGGCGAACAAAGCCCCAGGGGAUAGGCUCUGGGCAGGCACGCCGGCGGUGCUGUUGGCCAAGAUGCGCAGGUUGCUAGCGCAAUUGCGUGUCCAAGAGGCGGAGCAGUACACGUUCAAAGCCUUUAGGGCUGGCCGGGCCACGGCCUUGGCAGCCGCAGGAAAAAGCGUUGGCUCCAUACUCACAGCCGGCGAAUGGAGAUCUGCUGCCUUCCUGGCCUACGUGGACGAGGACAUCGUCGACAAGGCCCAGCUGCUCAACGCGGCCCUGGAGGAGUCCGGCGGCGAGCUGUGA
Messenger RNA from Prorocentrum cordatum, 1665 nucleotides. NCBI's taxonomy places the organism in Eukaryota, Dinophyceae, Prorocentrales, Prorocentraceae. The record is from the annotation of a GenBank genome assembly.